Molecule: messenger RNA, 1950 nt
Organism: Mya arenaria
Lineage: Eukaryota; Metazoa; Mollusca; Bivalvia; Myida; Myidae
Product: ataxin-7-like protein 3
Exons: 12
Coding region: 53-1093 (346 amino acids)
Biological process (GO): regulation of transcription by RNA polymerase II; positive regulation of DNA-templated transcription
Cellular component (GO): DUBm complex; SAGA complex
Molecular function (GO): transcription coactivator activity
Source: RefSeq, a predicted model, not a curated record
AUCAGCUUCCGUUAAAAAGUCAACAGAACAAUAUAUAAUUACAAGUGGAAAAAUGGCAGAAAAGAGAAGCAAAUUACUAUCGGAAAACAAUGGAGAAUAUGAGGAUGCCUUAGAGUUCGUAGUGAAUGACAUCAUAGAUGAUGUUACUCUUGGUCUAUGCUUCGAAGUACACAGGUCAAGUAAACUUGGGACAUUAUUCCUUGGGGACACAGACCCACAGUCUAAGCUUGAGCAUGCUAUGGUUGACCGUGCAGGAGUAGAUGUGUUUGGGAAUCCACCAGCUAAGAAGCAACUGGAAUGUAUAUGUCCAAACUGCCAUCGUAACUUGGCCGCCUCCAGGUUUGCCCCACACCUGGAGAAGUGUAUGGGUAUGGGGAGAAACAGCUCUCGUAUUGCAAGCAGACGUUCACAAAAGGUGCUCAAAGACAGGCUCACAGGAGAUGGUAUGAAACAUGACAGCGGUGAUAGCGAGGAUGAUUACAAUGAUGCAGACUGGUCGCUCUAUGCGGAUAAAAGAGUCAAGCGUUUGAAGAAAGAAAAGAGAAGCAAUUCCCCCAGAAGACACAAAAAUUCAAGACUCAAAAAUGGCUCUGGGUAUUCUACAGGUGAGAUGUAUGGAGAGGUUGGCGUGAAGCAGGAGAGAGCAGACACUCCAGACUCUAUCGGGGGAUACGAGUUCAUGACUCUGGAGGAGAAGAAAACACUCUUGAUGUCUACUUGUGGCGUUAUAUCGGGUCACACAAAAAAGAUGUGUACAAGGUCUCACAAGUGUCCACAACAUUCAGAUGACCAAAGAAGACAUGUAAGGCAGUUCUUACUGGGGACAGGUGUUGGUGGUGAAGAUGACGACCAUGUUGAUAUUGACACGUACGUGGACGGUGACAGUCAGUCACUGAGGGAAUCUUUACAAUGGGAGGCCGCGUCUAACGCUUCAUCUCCUACUGACUCCACUUCAACAAAUAAUAGCAACUCUGGUUCAAAAAGAAAACAUGGUAAAAAGUCGUCUAAGAAAAGAAAGAACCAGAAAGGUCAUUCCCAUCAUACCAGCAGCAUGGGGAGCCAGCCACUGGGGAUGUUUGAUUUGAUGGAUUAGUGGAAGAGAUCUGAUGAACAAAUGAGAUUAUCAGUUCAUCAACCCAUUGACAAUGAUUUAAGUGUUGAUGCCAUUUGACAGGGUAUUGCGAGCUGAUAACUGAUAUAUAAAAUGAAAUACCAAAAAUACAUCCAGCAUGGGUACUUUUUCAUGGCCUUUCAUUUUGAAAUUUUGUAAUUGUUCGCUUCAUUUCUUGCCUUCUAAGGACAUCUUGGAAUACCCUUUUGAAACUAUUUUCACAAACAAAUAGGGAUAGUAGAUUUUUCCAAGAAGGAAGUAGAGAGAAGUUUUACCUACUUGAGAGCCUGCUGUAUGCUGUCUGUGCAAAUGGUGUGUUUGUUAAAAAAACCUGCUGCAUUAUGCUGGUGAGAAAAAGAAAUAUUUUACUUGAAAAUUGAAAAGAGUAAUUGAUUAAUUUUGUACAUUCAUUUGUGUCAAGAUUAUUCAAACAAUACUGAGAAUGUUAAUUGAUUUAUUUUGUAAUGUCUUCCAUAUUGUUUGACACAUUUUAACAUGUACUGUAAAAAGUUUCUUAUCUUUUUGUGUAAAAACUACUGGAACUUAUCCAAAGUAUAUUUAAGAAUUCCUUAUUAAACUGUUCUAAAAUCUGAAGUUUUUAUCUUUAUAUUGGAAAGUAAUGCAUGCAAUUUUAACUGUUACAUUUGUACUUUUUUUUGUAAAUUUGUUUAUCAUUUAGACUUGUUAAUCUAUAUGUCCAGCACUUGGUUUCAUCAUAUCAGCCAAAUGUUUAGUUUGAUAAGCCGAGCUUAAACUUUUCUUGAGAAGUAAGUGCAGAUUUGUUAUAUUUGUCAUAUGUUGUGUUGCAUAAUAAAAUCUAAGUGAAAACUAGAGAAAAU